AUGGUCAAGUUUGCGGUGGAGAAGAAGACGAAACUCGGUCGUCUGGGAAAAGUCGAAGAGUGGGGUAAAUCGAUUUCUUUGCUUCCUGUUUCUAAAAGUUUUAAAACUGCUUUUGCAAAAAGUUUAGCUUCUUCAGUAUCAUGUAAACCUCUUUUUCCGAUAGAAAAAAAGGAAUAAAAUGAAUUUAUGGAAAUAUAGAACGUACGAAGUGAAAUGGAAUGAAUGGAAAUGAAUGAAUGAUUGGAAAUUGAAUAGAUUUUCCUCGUGCUUCUUCAAAAACUUAAUAUUUUGUGAAUCAUUCAGCUCCUGAUAGUAUCAUCAAGGAAACAUGAGAAGAGAAGUAUAGCACGAAUAUUUUAUUUCUGUUUCUUUUCAGGCGAUGUGCCGCUGAGCCACGCGACGCCGAGCUACAUGACCUAUCUCCGUGGCGGCCACAUUCCGCACUUGACGUGGGACGUCGCCGAAAAACGCCUCAGUCUCAGCCAAACUCCCAUUUAUCAGCUCACUCUACCUUCUCUGUUCGUCUCAUUUUAUUUUUUUCAUUUGUUUCUCAGUUAUACUCGCUUUUCUCGAAGUAUUUUGCCUAUUUUCAAGCCAUUAUUUUUAGAGUGAACAUGGCGGAAGUCAUCAAGAAGUUCGGGAAAGGAGCGCCGAAGUUCUGCGGAAUGCCGGUAAUCAUGAAAACUUUGAAAUUAGUUGAUCAUGUGUGUUUAGAAAGGUUCCGCAGUACAUUUAGCGGUUCACGAUCCUUUGAAGGACUAUCCUAGUGGAUACAAUACAACUAAAUCGGUGGCUAUUUGGACCAAGAAUGGCAAAUGUUCGGUUAGUUUUGGUCAUGUGUAAAUUAUAAAAAAAAGUUUAUUAAAAUUCUCAAGGGCUUGGAAGAAUUUAAUUUUUCAAAUUUUCGUUGCCCAUUUAUACAUGGGCAAUUGAACAACUCAAUGCGUCAUAAAAAUAUUUAAAAGUAGGGUAUAAAUAUUAGUUUUAAUCCCAGGAAGGUAGUAUUGGCAAAAAUAAAAGUAUUUUCAACAUCAGGAGUCAGUCAUGGAAUUUUGGGAGGAAGGGUCGACGACCUUGAAAAAUAUUCUGGCCCAGAGCAGCUGA
Caenorhabditis auriculariae is the source of this 1104-nucleotide messenger RNA. Lineage: Eukaryota; Metazoa; Nematoda; Chromadorea; Rhabditida; Rhabditidae. The record is from the annotation of a GenBank genome assembly.